Cadophora gregata is the source of this 2235-nucleotide messenger RNA. RefSeq lists its product as uncharacterized. Gene Ontology annotation, cellular component: membrane. The coding region runs from base 497 to 2122 and encodes 541 amino acids. The record is from RefSeq and is a predicted model, not a curated record. The transcript is spliced from 6 exons. Gene Ontology annotation, molecular function: carbohydrate:proton symporter activity. NCBI's taxonomy places the organism in Eukaryota, Fungi, Ascomycota, Leotiomycetes, Helotiales, Ploettnerulaceae. Gene Ontology annotation, biological process: carbohydrate transport; transmembrane transport.
GCUCCGAACCAGCAACAAUUUGCCGAGCGUGACGACGGUGUACAGAAGUGGACGCAACUGGACGUUGGAAAUGCCUUAGCGAAGCCAAUGUCCACAUCAACACAACGGCAGAGUGCGGGGAUCUCAUGUCCACUUCAGGUCGUACUAGUACCACACUCUCACACUUCCUGACUUGCGCGCUGCGAUAAAAUAUCAUUGCAAGUGGACAUGAAUUGAUUGCAUCUCUCAACUUUCCACUGAAAACGAAUUUUAAACCUCAAUCCCCACCCUGACAGUCAGGUGAAUCUGGGGCGUGGAGAUACCCCGCAAAUUCCCCAGAAUACAUGUCCCGACGCACGUUCAGAUAUCUCAUGACGAAGAUGCCACCAAAUCUGGAGUAGUUACUCGAAGUGGACUUCCAUGUUGUACAUAUAUCUUCGUUGGAGGCUCCAGUGGAACAGAUCAAGUAGCUCACCAUCUUCUGCCUCAACUGGAACGAAUUUCUUGAGUUAACACAAUGAUCCACGACACCAAAGCACUGUCUCCAGAGGUCGAGCAGAUGGAUCGAGCUUCGUCUUACACUGAGGGUACUUCCCGAUUCGAUGACCAUGUCCUGGCGCACCGCGGAACUAUGUUGAUGGAAGAGGAAAGGAAUUUGGGUGUUUGGGAAACUGCCAAGUUACAUUGGAGGGCCCUUCUGAUUUGUACGGUAUGUUUUACAGCCGGUAUGCUCUUCGGUUACGAUACUGUCGUUAAUGGCGCAAGUAUCUCCAUGCCGGCAUUCUUCAUAUAUUUUGGAGAUAUUGGACCUACCGGGCCAUACCUACCUUCCAAAUGGACAUCGCUCUGGACUGCAAUGUCCGCGCUUGCACAAGCCUUUGGAGCAUUCUUUGUCGGCUUCAUCCUUGAUCGAUUUGGGCGAAAGUGGCCCGCCGUCGGUGCAGGUGCAUUGACUAUGGUGGGAACGGCUGUUCAGUAUACAAGUACAAGCAGAGGGGCUCUGCUCGCAGGAAAGAUGGUUGUUGGGUUUGGCAUAGGAUCUGCUCUGGCGACGGCUACCAGUUAUGCAUCUGAGGUUGCUCCCAUCAAGCUUCGUGCACCAAUACAGUCUGGAUUGGUUCUAUUCACAGUGUUCAUGCAAGGGGUCGCCCUCGGAAUUAUCCGCACGUUCGUUCCUAAUACCCACCCCAUAGCCUUCCGCCAUGUUUUCGCCAUACAAUGGGCAUUCGGAGGGCUUUUGAUGAUAGCAUUCGCAUUGACACCAGAAUCUCCCAUAUUUCUGAUCAACAAUGGCCGCUUGGAAAAAGCAUAUUCUGUGAUGACCCGCAUCUACGGUAAAAUAGAUGAUGUUGAUGCCAGACUUGCAUACCUCAUCAAGACCAUUCGCGAGGAAAAAUCCAACCAUUCUCCCGAGAGCGGAACCUACUUCGAAUGCUUCAAGAGCAAAGAUCUGAAACGAACUCUCACAGUCAUCUUCCUCUACACAGCGGCCAACGUUGGGGGAACAGCAUUCCUCGCACAGUCUAUUUACUUCCUCAUCAUCGCUGGUCUUCCUGCGAUUCAUGCCUUUGAUGUAUCGAUUGGAGGAUUUGGUCUGGCUUGUAUCAUUAUCGUGUCGAGCUGGUUCAUCAUGAACAAAAUCUCCAGAAGAAUUGGCUUCCUGGCGGGAUGCAUCAUCAACUUCGUCAUCAUGCUCAUAGUCGGUGCGCUGUAUUACUCUCCUGGGAAUGCCUCAUUGUGGGCCAUCGCCGUCUUGAUGAACGUUUUGAUUUCUCUCCAAACCUCCCUCCUGCAAGGUCUCGGCUGGCCCAUCGCAGCCGAACUCUCCAGCUAUAGACUUCGUGGCAAGACAAUGUCCAUUGCGGUCGUCAUGCAGACCUUCUCUACUUGGCUUACCAAUUUCAUCGUCCCAUACAUCUACAACGUCGAUUCUGGCAAUCUCGGUGCCAGAACGGGAUUCAUCUUUGCAGGCACGAGUUUGUUGCUUAUUGUUGGUGCUUAUUUCCUUGUGCCUGAGACCAUGAGCAUGACGAUCGAAGAGAUUGAUAUUGCUUAUGAGAAGAAGAUCCCUGCGAGGCAUAUCAAGAAGGGCGUGGUAACUGUUGAUGCGGACUUGGAUAUGAGCGGUGCAGGGAAAGUGUAACCAUAGAACAUAGACAAUCUUGGGAGAUCAAUGGAGUAUGCAAGUGAUGAAAUUGGCCUGCAUUCGUGACUUCACCUCGAUUAGCUUGCUGGCAUUGUCAAUGUUCAAUAAAG